UCACAUGAUCAGCUGAUGACUCCUUCCUCUGAUGGAUGCAGGAUUUUCAGCCUUCGCCGCUUCGAAGGGCUCACAGGAAUCAUUUUUUCACCUAAAUACGAUAAUCUAACAGAGAUUAACAUCGCCGUAGCUUUAGGUUUAUUCGCGGGAGAACCUUUAGAUAGCAAACCUGGCGCUGUUGUUGGAGUGGAUGAUGAACGGGCACGCAAUUUUAUACACCGGGGUCACUUUGGCCUUCUGGGCGACCAUCCUGAUCGUCGGUAUUUGCUAUACAAUUUUUGACCUUGGAUUUCGAUUCGAUGUAGCAUGGUUUUUAACAGAGACUUCUCCAUUUAUGUGGGCUAAUCUUGGAAUUGGCCUGGCCAUCUCUCUGUCUGUUGUUGGAGCGGCAUGGGGAAUUUAUGUCACUGGAUCCAGCAUCAUUGGUGGUGGAGUCAAAGCCCCUAGAAUCAAGACCAAAAAUCUUGUCAGCAUUAUCUUUUGCGAAGCUGUUGCCAUUUAUGGGAUCAUCAUGGCAAUUGUCAUUAGCAAUUUGGCAGAGAACUUCUCUGGUACGACUCCAGAGACUAUUGGCUCAAAGAACUACCUAGCAGGCUACUCCAUGUUUGGUGCUGGACUCACUGUUGGCUUUUCCAACCUCUUCUGCGGCAUCUGCGUUGGCAUUGUGGGCAGUGGAGCUGCCCUCGCCGAUGCUCAAAAUGCCAGCCUCUUUGUCAAGAUCCUCAUUGUUGAAAUUUUCGGCAGUGCCAUUGGACUGUUUGGAGUGAUCGUAGCCAUCUUGCAGACAUCGAAAGUAAAAAUGGGCGAUUAGAUGACUACACAACCUACAGAUCAAAGAUGCUGUGUUGCUGGUGCAAACAGGAGGUGUAAAUACAUAGUAAAUUAUUUAAAUGUAUUUUCCUUUGUGUCUGUUUUUAACCAUCGUUUUCUGAAGAUUGAAAUAUUGUAUUUGCACCAAUUUGUCUUAAAAGAGUGCAUGAUGAUGUCAGAGGCAGAUCUUUGACGACUUUCACACUUAGUUUGGCAUCUCAUAAUUCACUUAAUGUUUUUGGCCAUACCUCCAUGAUGUCAUAAGAUCCAAUUUAAAUGAUAGAAUCUUUUUUUUUUAUUUUUAUGAAAAGGUAUUUUAUUUAUUAAAAUAGCCUCAUAAUAUAAAGCGUGAUCCUGCGUAUGGUGUCAGAACUGACGGUCUGUUUUGACAUUAUAGGGUGUUAUGUUUGUAAUCAUCUCAAAUUCCAAUAUAUAGUUCGCUGUGAUUGUUCUGUACAGUACAAGAAAAGUGAUAAAUUGCAUUAGUGUGGUUCUUUGCAUUGGGUGGGUGUAAAUCGUGAAGUAUUCUCUUGAUCGCUGUAUGCAAGAAUGCUCUUGUAUUUGCGUGAAGACACCUGGUGUAUCCGGUGUGUUUGACCUGAUCUCACUCUCACGUGUUGUGUUCUUUCAUGUAGCUACUGAAUUCAAGUAAAUUCUAUUAAGAAAAGUCAUACCAAAUUACGAUAUUAAAAAGUAAUAAUACCAGUCAUCUCCAGUCGUAUUUCUACCAGUGUAGACCCUCACUUUGUAGGGCUUUCUUCAGUUCUGGUUGGUUAUAAAUGAGAGGAAAUAAUAAUCUGAUGUGUGUACAUAUUAAAAGCAGUUUUCUUUCAGGUUUUUUUUUUUUUGUUUGUUUGUUUUUGUGAAGCAUGAGGAUGUUUGCCAUUCCGUAUUUCCUAGUCGUCUUGUAAUUAUUAUUUUUUUUUUCUUUUUUUGACAAGCAAGAAGUGGUCUUUAUCUCCCAGGACACUGUGGUGGAAGCUUGUUUUCACCACGGAUUUAAAGAAAAAAAAAAAGAAAAAGUUUUUAGUUUUUAUCUUACAAUUCAGAUUUUUUUUUCUCAUAAUUCUGAGUUUAAAGGUAAUUGUGACUUAUCCCACAAUUAAUUUCAGGAAAAAAAAAAAUCUGAAUUGUGAGAUGGGGAGAAAAACUUUUUUUUUUUUUUUUUUUUUUUUUUUUUUUUUAACCCCAUGGAAAAAACAAGCUUCCAUAAUAAGUUACUGUAAACUCUGUGAACUAUAUGUAAUAUUUUCUUCGCUGUUAACAUCAGUUAUUCUGAAAAUAAGCAAGUUCACAGGACGACAGCACUGCAAACAGAUGGACUUUAAUUGGCCACAGACAUGAGAUUCCAUAUUUAAACAAAUAGAAAUGAGGCUAUAGAUUGUGCUGUUAUAAAAUCUCAUUUUCACAACCAGCAUUUUUGUUCACUUGUUUUUGGAGGGUGAAUUUUCAGUGUUGCAUCAGCUGAAAUAUUUAAAGUUACAACCCAGUUAUCCCUCAAGUCCUCAUGUUUAAACAUGGUGUUGACCCUUCACUGGGAUUGUCUACUAGGUCUCAAACCACUGUUUAUAGCCACAAUCAAACUAGAAAGAUUAGUCGGCAUUCUUCUAGCUCUACUGAAAUCUUUACUAUCUGUGACAUUUUUGUGAAGGUACGUACUAAACAUGAUUUUACUAAUUCCUGAAUGUCCAAAAUCAGCCUCUGUUAAAUGUCUGUUUAAAUUAACGAUCAAUCAAAUGACAUGCUCCAUCUGUAAAGCACUAUGGUCUUGUGAAUCAAUUCCAGUCUAGUGACCAAGAUCAUCUGUUUUCUUGCGCUGGAUCUGUGGAGAGAUGCGUUCCCUUUUUUUUUUUAUGUUACAUGGAUAAGUGUUUAUUUUAAAACAUUCCAACUUAGACCUGGUUGUCAACCCGCUCCUGCUGGAUCACACCGUGAGACCGCUUUAGGUCUCAUUAUUGUGGAGCUUCCAGGAUCUGGAUUGGCUGACCGCGGUUUAGUGGUUUAGGAGUUGUGCGGUAAAGAUGACCUCUUAACCAUUUCUCCUGUUUCAGUGAUUGUUAAAUAUGUUAAUGUGGUGAUUCCAUUGUUUUGAUGUGUACAAGUGGAUCUUCUAGACUCCAUAAUUGUCCUUGAAGAAAUAAAAAAGAAAUGUGAAAAACA
Molecule: messenger RNA, 2970 nt
Organism: Puntigrus tetrazona (Sumatra barb)
Lineage: Eukaryota; Metazoa; Chordata; Actinopteri; Cypriniformes; Cyprinidae
Gene: atp6v0b
Product: ATPase H+ transporting V0 subunit b
Exons: 8
Coding region: 191-811 (206 amino acids)
Biological process (GO): proton transmembrane transport
Cellular component (GO): proton-transporting V-type ATPase, V0 domain
Molecular function (GO): proton-transporting ATPase activity, rotational mechanism
Source: RefSeq, a predicted model, not a curated record